AAUUUAUUUUGAACGUCAUUAUUUGUUGGAUGAUAAAAUUUUGCUUGUCAUCUGCAACACAACUUUUUCUAUAGAAGAAAAUAGUAAUAUCUAUAUUUGUGAAAUGGCGUUGGCAGAAAUAGCUGGUAUUGCAAACGCACCAUUCUUUAAAGAUAGAAAUAAUAUAAUGAGGUUUUCAAGUCAAACAUACAACCUUGAGAACCCGUAUUGCUUGUUGGCACCGCCAUCUAAUGGGCUAGUGAAUAUAGGAUCUAUGCAGGCCGCUGGAGCACAAAGCAGUACUAAAAUUAAUUACGAUCACGGUACUACAACUUUGGGAUUCAAGUACAAAGGUGGCGUUAUAUUGGCCGUUGAUUCUCGUGCGACUGGUGGUCAAUUUAUUGGUUCCCAAGAAAUGAAAAAAAUUGUAGAAAUCAACAAAUAUUUGUUGGGUACAUUGGCUGGCGGUGCUGCUGAUUGUGUAUACUGGGAUCGUGUUCUUUCAAAGGAAUGCCGCCUGCAUGAACUACGGAACAAAAAGCAUAUUUCUGUGGCAGCUGCAAGUAAAAUCAUGGCGAAUAUUGCUCAUGAGUAUAAGGGCAUGGGCUUGAGCAUGGGUAUGAUGCUAGCUGGCUAUGAUGAUAAAGGUGCUGGUCUAUACUAUGUCGAUUCGGAAGGAUCUCGAUCGCCAGGAAAUAUAUUUUCCGUGGGAAGUGGUUCAAUUUAUGCGUAUGGUGUACUUGAUUCAGGUUACAAAUAUGAUUUGGAGGAUCAAGAAGCCUACGAAUUAGGGCAACGUGCUAUAUAUCAUGCAACAUUCAGAGAUGCUUAUUCCGGUGGCAUUAUUCGAGUGUACCACUUAAAAAAAGAUGGUUGGAUAAAAAUAUCGGAGCGCGAUUGUAAAGAUCUUCACUUUAGAUACCAAGAAGAAAAAAAUUAAUAAUUUUUUAAUCAAUCCAUAAAAUCAAGAAUCAAUGUAGUUAUUUUUAAAUAAAGUUUUACUAUAGAUAUGGUUAAAAGCUUUAAUCAAUUCGAUCGUACAAAUAUAAUGAAUCUAUGUAAAAUAACAUAGCAACUACCUAUCUUAAAUCACCGGUUAAUAACGCAACAGCGUUACCAGAGAUUUCUGUUAAAGAUUCUAUGAGUUUCUUAAGGCUUAAUUGACAAUUCUAACCGAAACUCUUGUGUACCUCGUUCAUUGUCAUCAACAUUAUUUACAGGUAUCCUUUCUUUAAUCUUGGAAUAUUCUUUUUAUCAAAUAAUUUGAUUUUGGAGAGGAUAAAAGAAUAUUCCAAGAUUAAAGAAAGGAUACCUGUAAAAAAUUUGUCCUAAGUAGUAAUUCCUAAACUAUAGUAAUAAUAUGGAUAUGGAUUUUGUAUAUUUUAAAAAUGAAUUGGUCCAAAAGAUUUCCAUGCUUAUAUGUUUAGUAUGGCAUCACUUUCAUUUAUUAACAUGCAACCCUUUUAUUAUUGUGUGAAUAAAUCGAACUAAAUAAGAAUUUGAAUGUUGCAUUAAAAUGAUUUAAUAUGUAUAAAGUAAGCCUAAUUAUGUUAAGUAUUAAUGAAUAAAAGUGAACGGUAUAAGUGCCAAAUUCAUUUUAAAAGAAACAUAACAUGAUCAUUAUUUACGAACUAUAUUAUACAAUUAAAUAAGAUAAACCAAGAGAAGUACAUAUUAUUACUCAGGAGGGCCUCUAUCAGCCCAUACAUAUUUUAACCGCGCAUCCAGGGUCUCCUUUCUAAAUUGCAAGCAAAAUAUUGAAAUAAUGUCCAAAGUCGACCUGGAGUCAUCCAAAAACUAUUCACAGCUUUUAAGCAAUCAUCACAGCGUAAGAAGUCACUGCCCAGGAGGUAGUUCUAACAGUGGAAUUGAAGGCGAUGCCAGAAGUAUUGUAAGUGCAAUGAUUUUUACAUGGUUUCGGUUCCAUCGGGUCUACAAAUUGCUAUUGCUUAUAUUGUUCGUAUUAGUACUAUGGCCUCUCUUCGCGCAUUACAGUUUACUAAACCACCCUAUCAACGAUGUUCCGUCUGCUGAUAUCCAUCGCAGCCGACCUCUUUUGGAUGCGUAUGAGGAUUUUAGUUCGAUGCGAGCUAGCGAUUUAAAGAUGCGUAUUGAAGAAAUGCUGCAUAUAAAAAGUACAGUUUCGGUAGAACUACGGGAACUUGAAUCGCGUCGACAAAAGCUUCAAUCAGAUAUUGGAAAAUAUAACCAAAAAAUUGAAGAGUUAAAGCAAAAUUUAUUACGUGAACAAACCGAACUGGAAAGAUUAAAAAUAUCUGUUGAACAAGCGCAAGUAGCUCAGCGAGAAGCAAUUCAACGCAACACUCCCGAUUUGGCUCUACCAAGAACUUUAUACCCCAAUAUAUUGCCCCGAAAACUGCCAGCCAUAACUACAGACGCAGGAUUGUCCUGUGAAAUGUACAACUGUUUCGACUAUUCCCGUUGUAGUUUAACAUCUGGAUUUCCUGUAUAUUUGUAUGAUCCAGACUUAAAUAAUAUAUUGCGGCCAGGUUACGACAUAGAUGGAUUUCUGAAAACUACAAUUAAACAAACACUUGGCUAUAAUGCUCAUAUUGUGCAUGAUCCUAAAAUGGCUUGCAUAUUCCUGGUGCUCGUAGGUGAGGCUAUGCUGGAAAAUGAUUUAAUGAAAAAUAAUCGAUAUGCAGUCGAAGAAGAAGAACGCAAAAACGAUUCAAAGUCUCCUUUAAUAGAGAUUCCCAUCGAUAUAGAGAAACUAUUCCAAUUGCCAUAUUGGGGUGGUGAUGGCCGCAAUCACGUUUUGUUAAAUCUAGCACGACGCGAUUUACAUUCACCGCGAACCAACGCUUUUCUUAAUCAAAAUACUAUGCGUGCCAUAGUAGUGCAAUCAUCAUUUGAACGUCUACAAUUCCGCCCUAGUUAUGAUCUAAUAGUACCACCUAUUCUUGGACCACCUGGUGGUGAUGUUUGGCAGGAAUGUGCCCCAAUGAUUCCAGCACGACGUACUUAUCUUUUAUCUUUUCAAGGAGAACUGCGUCCAAGUGAUAAAACGGUGCAAUUACAUCCAUUAGAUGAUUUUAUUUUAGAUCAUCUUACUGACAUGUCCAAAGGUUCCACUCAAGACAAAUUCUUAUUGCAAUUUCAUUGUAUACCAGCCACUGAACAAUCAGACGAACUGGCUUAUAUGGAUUGGGCACUUUGUGGUACUGACUCAUCCCGGAAAGCAAUUUUAAAAGAAUCAACUUUCGUAUUAAUUCUGCCGCCAUUAGAAAAACGAAUCAGCUCAACUCUGAUGUUAGCGCGACUUUAUGAAGCUCUUAGAUCUGGUGCCAUUCCUGUAAUACUUGGUGCUGACGAAGUCCGGUUACCUUAUGCUGAAACCAUAGAUUGGCGACGUUUAACCAUUUUGCUCCCUAAAGCUCGUAUUACCGAACUGCAUUUUUUGUUACGUGCUGUGCAAGAUGUUGAUCUAGUACAAAUGCGACGCCAAGGCAGGCAGAUUUGGGAGAGAUACUUAAGCUCGGUGCAAGCAACCGUCGAUACAAUAAUAGCUAGCCUACGAGACCGCCUAGGUAUACCACCACGUCCAGUUCUGUCUAUUGUCGCCCAGAGUGUAUUCAACAGUACAUUUAUUCCACUUAAAUCUGAUCCCCCUGUGGGAUUGGAUACAGAGCCGGAGGAAUCAUUAGGGCCUAUAGAACCACCAUAUCCGAGUCCUGCAUUUCGACGUAAUUACACAAUUUUACGUAUGCAAUCUGGUGAGGCAUGGAACCUAUGGGUUGAUCCUUUUUACAUGUAUCCACAAUUGCCUUUUGAUCCAGUUUUGCCCGCCGAAGCUAAAUUUCUUGGUUCCCACAUGGGAUUCCGACCCAUCGGAAAAGGCAGCGGAGGUGCAGGAAAGGAGUUUAGUGAAGCCCUCGGAGGCAACUAUCCACGUGAACAAUUUACUAUUGUUAUACUUACAUAUGAACGCGAACAAGUUCUUAUGGACUCUCUUGGUCGCCUUUACGGUCUACCCUAUCUGCACAAGGUAGUGGUGGUGUGGAAUUCCCCCAAACCUCCGCUUGAUGACUUACGCUGGCCCGACAUUGGUGUACCAGUUGCGGUGGUACGUGCCCCAAGAAAUUCCUUGAACAACCGUUUUCUACCCUUCGACGUUAUUGAAACCGAAGCGAUUCUCUCUGUUGAUGAUGAUGCUCACUUACGUCAUGAUGAAAUAUUAUUUGGUUUUAGAGUUUGGCGAGAGCAUCGCGAUCGCGUUGUAGGAUUUCCAGGUCGAUUUCUUGCAUGGGAUUUGCACUCAAAUCGGAAUUGGAACUAUAAUUCCAACUACAGUUGCGAACUAAGCAUGGUGUUAACAGGAGCCGCUUUUAUACAUAAAUAUUAUAUGUAUCUUUAUACCUACCAUUUACCUCAGGCUAUACGCGAUAAAGUUGAUGAAUACAUGAAUUGUGAAGAUAUAGCUAUGAAUUUCUUAGUUUCGCAUAUAACCCGUAAACCGCCUGUAAAAGUAACAUCAAGAUGGACGUUUCGAUGUCCAGGCUGUCCAGUAUCGCUCAGCGAGGACGAUACACAUUUUCAAGAACGCCACAAAUGUAUAAAUUUUUUUGCACAGGUCUUCGGGUAUACACCAUUAUUAAAUACACAAUACCGUGCUGAUUCAAUACUCUUUAAAACACGAAUACCGCACGACAAGCAAAAGUGCUUCAAAUAUAUCUAAAAUACAUAAUGAAUUUCUUGACAACGUUUGAUAUGCACAAACUAUAUUACGAAAUCUGCUCUACACACAGAUAUACGGUUAUCGAUUUUACCAUGUUUUUAUAUUACCGCUAAUUAAAAUACAUGUAACAUUCUAACGCGAUUAAAAUAAACAAACAAUAUUUUCGUUGUGCAAAGUUAUGAAUUACUCAACUAAUUCCCCUUUUUUAAUUCUUUUAAAAAUUACUUUUGAAUUAAAUGAGAAGCAAAAAAGUACAUAUAUUUAUAUGUUAAUUUAAUUAUUCAAGCAAUUUUAUAUAGUUUUGUUAUUCUUAAAAAUUGCAAUUAUUAUAAGUUUUCCAUUGUUUUAAAGGAUCCGUAUAUAUGUAUGUAUACAAUUCAACUAAUAAUGCAUCUUAGAUAUUACUAUAAUUUCAGUUUAAAAAAAGAGUUGAAGUACAGUAUGUUGACAUAUUUAUUUAUUUUUUCCAUAAUUAGUUAUCCUAUAUACAAUACAACGUAUGUAUUAUAUAUUUUUAAUAGCAAUUUUCUUUUCCUCUAGUUUGUGAAUAGUUAUGCCUUAAAUUUUAUACACAUUUUAUUUAUAUACAUAUGAAAUUGUAAGCCUAGAUCAAAGUAUUGCCUUAUAUAGCAAUUUUGCAUUAGUUUAUAUUGCAUAUUUUAUUUUUUUUAACAAAAUCAUUAACAUUUAAUGUUCUUAUUAGGUUAUGUUAUGGAAACAGUGGAUUUAAUGGAGUAUCUUCAUCAUGUAUAUCUCCACUGCUGUAUUCAUUAAGCUUUAUACCUAAAAUAUUUUCAGUUAAAUUGAUAAAUAUUUUAAAAAUUCACAAA
Bactrocera oleae (olive fruit fly) is the source of this 5508-nucleotide messenger RNA. It is a transcript of the gene botv, whose product is annotated as exostosin like glycosyltransferase 3. Gene Ontology annotation, molecular function: glycosyltransferase activity. The record is from RefSeq and is a predicted model, not a curated record. Gene Ontology annotation, cellular component: membrane. NCBI's taxonomy places the organism in Eukaryota, Metazoa, Arthropoda, Insecta, Diptera, Tephritidae.